This is a messenger RNA of Physcomitrium patens, 4193 nucleotides long. NCBI's taxonomy places the organism in Eukaryota, Viridiplantae, Streptophyta, Bryopsida, Funariales, Funariaceae. The record is from RefSeq and is a predicted model, not a curated record.
GAGACCCUAGGAUCAUUCUCCACCCUUCGAGUGUCCUCGUCGUCUGUUGCCAUGGGGAGCAGCGCCAGGGCCCUCUUGAGAAAGGCGACGAAGAAGAAGCAGCAGAAGAACUGAUGGCCCUCCAUUUCUCCACCACGCUGCUUGCCUGUCCGCCAUGCCACUUGGAAUUAUUAUUCCACUGACCCCACCGGGACAACUCCGGUUUCCUCUCCCAACCUCCCACUCGCACAUCACACGACUUCCAGCACGGAACAAAUCACACUCAUUCACACUUGAAUUGCCUGCUGCUGCUGCUGCUGCUGCGUCCCCUCUGCAAGUGCAGCCAUCCUUCUCUUUCAGUCAGUGAACUACUCAGCACUGAUUUCGUGCGACGGUAUCCCACACAAUUUGUCACUGCCAGCACUGCGCUGGCUUUUGCUCAUCGAUUGCUUCUUUUUGAAGCGGUGUGUGUGUGUGUGAGAGAGAGAGAGAGAGAGAGAGAGAGAGAGAGAUCAAGAGAGGAAGAUACUCAAUCUGAAGAGCUGGAGGUGGGUUUAAGCUGAACAUAGGAUUGUAGUUUUAGCUUCGGAGUGAAGGUAGGAUACAUGGGAGCUGAUCAGGAUCUGCUCAUGGAUCUAUACCUCGGGAGUUUUCAGGUACUUUGUGAAGCUAGUUGGAGGAGGAGGAAGAGGAGGAGAGGUGGGAAGGGGAGGAGAAGGGAUGGAUUCUUCUGCAUGUUUUGGAUCCUUCUUGGCGAGAAGAUGAGCUAACGGUGGAUGGUGUAUGCUCAUCUGUGCGCAAUUUCGAAGCGGAUUGAAUGUUUUCCUUCGAAACGGGAGGAAGAAGUAGUCCUUGUUAUGUAGAUUAAGCUUUCUGUGGAAGGUCGGCGGUGGUUGGGUAUCCAAUUUCGGAGUUUGUGAUGCGACGAAUUCCAGAGCAAUACUUCAAUUUCUGCUGUAGUUUAAGAUCCGUCAUGGCUAUGUUUUUGGAAAGGAUGGAAUUCAAGGUGGUUUUGCUGGCGAUGCUUCUGCCCUGCCUCUGGACUUCCGUCAUGGCUGGAUCUACCUCAAACCACAGCUUCGUCAUUGAAAACGAUUUGUUUUUGAAAGAUGGGAUUCCGUUCCGAAUUCUUGGUGGCGAGUUGCACUACUUCCGUGUGCACCCACAGCUCUGGGAGGAUAGACUACUUCGAGUAAAAUCAUUGGGCUUGAACACAAUACAAACCUACGUCCCUUGGAAUCUUCAUGAACCGCGACCUGGUCACCUCAACUUUAACGGCUCCGCAGACCUAUUGUCAUUUUUGAAGCUGGCCCAUCGCUUGGAUUUGUUGGUUAUGCUUCGCAUCGGACCUUACAUGUGCGGAGAGUGGGACCUGGGAGGCCUUCCUGCCUGGCUACUCGAGUUGAAACCUUCAGUGAGACUGCGAUCAUCCGAUGCACAGUAUCUCGCCCGAGUGGAUAAUUGGUGGAAGGAACUUCUUCCAAUGGUAGCGCCGGAACUAUUCUUAGCAGGCGGCCCAGUGAUUAUGGUGCAGAUCGAAAAUGAAUACGGAACAUAUGGGAGUGACAAGUUGUACCUUAAAUUCCUCCAAAGUCAAGCUAGACUGCAUCUUGGUGACGAUAUAAUCAUAUAUACAACUGAUGGUGCAGUCGAAGAGAAUAUACGCGAUGGCUCUCUACCAGAAGCUGGUGUGUUGGCAGCCAUAAAUUUUCAAACAGGCUCCGAUCCGGCUUCUGCAUUUGCUCUUCAAAAACGUCACAAUCCCCCUGGAAUGUCACCACCACUUGCUACGGAGUUCUAUACGGGCUGGCUGAGCCAUUGGGGAGAGAAACUGGCCAAAACCGAUGCAAAGUCUACUGCAGAAGCCCUGGAUAAUAUAUUAAGGCUCAAUGCUUCUGUUGUACUUUAUAUGGUCCACGGAGGAACGAAUUUUGGGUUCUUUAGUGGGGCCAACACAGGGACAGGACCUUCUGAUUUCCAACCAGAUAUUACAUCCUAUGAUUAUGAUGCUCCGAUUGGGGAGGCUGGAGAUGUUGGCGGUGUCAAAUAUCAAGAAAUAAGGAACGUGCUUAGCAAGUACGCUGCUGGAAGACUGCCUGACCCCCCUCCCCUUCCUCAACGAACCGCGUAUGGAGAAGUGACGAUGAAAGCAAUGGGCUCGCUUUUUGAUGUUUUGAAGGUUGUCAGUACUCCUCCUGGCGGUAUGAAGUUGGAGUGGCCCAUGCCAAUGGAACAACUCAGACAAGGCUCUGGGUUUAUUUUGUACCGUUCAUAUCUUCCUGCCUACGCACGACCAGGAAGUAGGCUUUCUGUAGUGGAGGUGUAUGAUAGAGCACAAGUAUUCGUUGGAAGUGCCACUAACAACCGGAUUUUCUUGGGCACAUUGGAACGGUGGUCCAGAAAUACAUUAACUUUGCCAGCUUCAGCUUCUGUAUCGGGUUUACAGCUUGACAUUCUGGUUGAGAACAUGGGGCGUGUAAAUUAUGGACUCUUCAUCGGUGAAAACAAAGGAAUCACCGAGGCUGUAUUGCUAGAUGAUUAUCCGAUACUUGGCUGGAGUGUACACACAAUCGGACUUGACAGUGUCGGAGGCCUUAAGCCAUCUGCUUUUCAGAAGACUAUCCCUCCACAUUUCGAACUGGAUGAGAUAAUCACAACCAAAAUAAAGCGAACUCCGCAACUCGUACGUCCGUUUGUGGAUCUUGUAAAUGGCCCUGUUUUCUAUGAGGGAACUCUCAACGUCACGCAGCCCAGUGAUACAUUCAUGUCUUUAAGAGGCUGGAACAAAGGGGUCGCAUUCAUAAAUGGAUUCAACCUGGGGAGAUUUUGGCCGAGUAUGGGCCCGCAGUGUACACUAUACAUUCCCGGCCCGCUACUUCAACCAGGGCAAAAUAAACUGAUACUUUUAGAACUAGAGAGCUCAAGCCCGGUGCAGACCAUCGACUUCACUCAUACAGCUGACUUCACUUGCGGGAUACAGAUGAGAGCAUAAAAUUUUGUAGCUAAUCACACACUUUUCCAAAGAUACGAAACUUUAAUCACAUAAAGGGGCCUCUAUGUGUACUCCCCAGACCCUGUACAGUAAAAGCACCAAGCUACAGCUUGCCUCUGCGGUUUCUUCAGCUCACAAUGAGGCGGUUCAGUUAGGAUCAAAUACAGAUAGAAAUCUAUGAGGAGCUGAUUUUGUUCAAAGCUUACUUAGUGCUCAUAUGUUGUUUCAGCUACAAUAUAUAAGAGCAAGGAAAAUUCCAUUUUCGAAGCAAUUGUGGUCAAGAGUUUUCCGCUGGCUGGCUAAUCUCAACCUAGUUUCUCCUAGUUCACAACACUGAUAAGCUAGCAAGUUGAGGGUGUUGCAAUCCUCGGAUUCUCCAAGGAACACUUUCAUCGUUACGGAACAAGUGGUUGGGCGACGCUCUGACAUGAUCCACUAACUCAUUGGUUCAUGCUGUUUUUCUUCGACGACCAAAACGUCACUUCCCAUGGUUCUGUAAACUUGCUCCGCAAACUGUUGCACAAAUUCCAGACAGGUGUGGAAGAGUCUGAUGCCUCAGACUUAGUCCACUUGAGAUCGAGCUGGGGAGAAGUGCCAUGCGUUGGAGCUUUGCUGUUCGCAGGCUCAUAGCUGUAGGCUACUCACCCAUCGUCCGGCUCUCUGGAGCUUCGUCUCCAAUUGUAACUUAGUACAACUGCCUCCACUGCACUUCUAAUCCCCUGGUUUCUGCGUCGUGAAGAUCGAGUUGCCAGAUGAAAUACCAAUCACGCUCUCUCUGCCGCGUGAUCAGAAUUCACCUUGUCCAGCUCAACCCAGACACAGCAACUCCAGGUGAAUUCUUCACAGAAGUUACGACCUCAAUCUUAAACCCAAUUUGAUGCUUUGUUUUUCUUCGAUCGAGUCUGCCCAUGGAGGUGCACGCUGAGGGUGCUGCGAAACUAUGCUACGUUCUUUGUCAUAGAGAAUCCAUGUUGCUCGAAGUACGGAGUUCUAUUUUCAGCUUUAUCAUCAACAGCAGCUGGACGAACAACAAUCCAACUUGGCUACUUUUCUCAUUUAUUUGUAUAUGACUAUCUUGAGCCCUGGACUUGUCCGAAGUAUUAAUAUCCUUCAGAGGAAGGUACAGUUUUUUAGGUCAUUGAUGGUUAUAUUCAUUGCCCCAGUCCAGAAGAAUAGGAAGUUUAAUCUUUCGACAAAAACAAUAAAAAUCCCUCACUACUUG